Molecule: messenger RNA, 1113 nt
Organism: Oreochromis niloticus (Nile tilapia)
Lineage: Eukaryota; Metazoa; Chordata; Actinopteri; Cichliformes; Cichlidae
Gene: etfbkmt
Product: electron transfer flavoprotein subunit beta lysine methyltransferase
Exons: 3
Coding region: 310-1086 (258 amino acids)
Biological process (GO): peptidyl-lysine trimethylation
Cellular component (GO): mitochondrial matrix
Molecular function (GO): protein-lysine N-methyltransferase activity
Source: RefSeq, a predicted model, not a curated record
GAAUUGUUUUGAGCGGAACCGAGAGUCUGUGUGUUGUUUUCAGACGGUCGAAGGAACCUUCGUCCGACCUUGUUUUGCAUUCGUGUGGGAAGCAGCAAGGAUCGUCUUUACUGUUUUGUUUUAACCUUGUUAACUUAAUUUUGGCAGAAUUGUGAGGUUUUGAAGAGUCACGCUUUACAAACAACAGGCUACAACUGUUAGCUUCAACGAGAAAUAUUAAAAGCCGCUCCAAAAGUGCAGCUAUGAGGCUAACAGGACUGAAAGCCCCGCUAACAUUAGCCUAGCUGCUUUUAUCUCUGCUUUAUUAUCAUGUCAGCAGCGCUUUUAAUGCCCCUGAAAUGCAGCCGCCAUGGUAAACUUAUUUACAAAGUGUUUACGCAGACACAACGACACAGAUACCUUUCAAAUGUCUACCCAUCUGCUGAGCACCUCAGGAAGUUUAUUUCAGAAAACACGGAGAUAACAGGGGAGCAGAGUCUGACUCCUGAGAUCAGGCUGAGGUUAUUCACCCCCCGUUGCAGAUUCUGGCGAGAGAGACCGGAGUUAUGGCCCUUUGAUGACCCCUACUGGGCUAUAUACUGGCCAGGGGGACAGGCACUGUCGAGGUAUGUCUUAGAUAACCCUGAGGUGUGCCGGGAUCAGACGGUCCUGGAUCUGGGGAGCGGCUGUGGAGCCUCAGCUAUUGCUGCAAAACUGUGUGGUGCUGCUCACGUAUUAGCUAAUGACAUUGACACUGUUGCAGCUGUUGCGACCCAAAUGAACUGUGAGCUGAACGGGCUGGAGCCACCUGUUUGUGUGACGACGAACAUGAUUGGUUCAGAACCCGACGCCUUCAGCCUGAUCCUCUUAGGUGACAUGUUCUACGAUGAGGCCCUCGCCACUCACCUUCACAGCUGGUUGGACAGUUGUGUCAGAGUCCAUGGCACUAAAGUACUUAUCGGAGAUCCCGGCAGAGCCCAAUUUGAGAGUCACAGCAUCCGACAGCUGCUGCAUCAGCUAGCCCAGUUUGAGCUGCCCGAGUCUGUUAGAGAGGAGAACUAUGGUCUAACUUUCAGCAGUGUUUGGUGCUACCGUCCUGAACUGUAACAAAUAAAUCGUAGCAUUUGUGAUGUA